This is a messenger RNA of Lotus japonicus, 1778 nucleotides long. RefSeq names its product SWI/SNF complex subunit SWI3B. The transcript has 5 exons. The record is from RefSeq and is a predicted model, not a curated record. Gene Ontology annotation, molecular function: protein binding. Bases 117 to 1547 code for a protein of 476 amino acids. Lineage: Eukaryota; Viridiplantae; Streptophyta; Magnoliopsida; Fabales; Fabaceae.
UUAUAUUCAUAUAUUUUCUUUGAGAUAUAGUCCUACUUUUGGAGUUGAUAUAUAAUUUUCGAAGAUCCGUUGCGCGAUUGUAAUUAGCAUUGGGCGGGCAAAAGGGGGUAAAAUUGAUGGCGACAAAGUCCCCAACCACCGCCACUGAACCUCCUCCGUCUUCCUCCGCCGGAACACCUCCACCACCUCUCCCUCCUCCUCCUCUUCACCAACCACAGCCAGCGAAACCCGACGCCCCACCGUCGGAACCCAAACUCUCCGCCACUCCAGACGCUAACGUAAUCCUGGUCCCCAGCCACUCCAGAUGGUUCUCGUGGGAUUCAAUUCACCAAUGCGAGGUUCGUCACCUCCCUGAGUUCUUCGAUUCCUCUUCCAAGAGCCCUAGGGUUUACAAAUACUACAGAAACUCCAUCAUCAAGUACUUCCGAUACAAUCCCAAUCGGAAAAUCACCUUCACCGAUGUCCGCAAAACGCUCGUCGGAGACGUCGGUUCAAUCCGCAGAGUGUUCGAGUUUCUUGAAGCGUGGGGUUUGAUUAACUACCACCCCUCUUCGUCGUUUAGCAAACCCUUCAAGUGGGAUGAUGAAGAUACCAAGGUUGAUUCUGCUGAACCUCCUCCUCCUCCUGUUCGUGAAACCGCUAAGAGAGUCUGCAGUGGCUGCAAAGCCCUCUGCACCAUUGCUUGCUUUGUCUGUGAUAAGUAUGAUUUGACUCUGUGUGCGAGGUGUUAUGUUCGGGGCAACUAUAGAGUUGGUGUGAGUUCGUCGGAUUUUAAGCGAGUGGAGAUAAGUGAGGAGACGAAGACGGAGUGGACUGAGAAGGAAACCUUGAAUCUUGUAGAAGCCAUUUCGCAUUAUGGGGAUGACUGGAAGAGGGUAUCUCAUCAGGUUGUUGGCAGGACGGAGAAGGAGUGUGUUGCUCAUUUUCUGAAGCUUCCUUUUGGGGAGCAAUUCCUAGGCUCUGCUGUGAGUGAUGAUGGUUGUGAGUUGAAACAGCAUGCUGAUGAAUCGGAAACUGUUGCCUCCGCUGAAUCUAAUAAGAGAAUGCGUCUCACACCUCUUGCGGAUGCAAGCAAUCCUAUUAUGGCUCAGGCUGCUUUCCUGUCUGCUUUGGCAGGGCCAGAGGUUGCACAAGCUGCUGCUCAAGCUGCACUGACAACUUUGUCCGACGUUUACAAGUCAACUAGAAUAAAUUAUCGGUCACUUCCAAAGAAUACAUUGCAGCAAGAUGCUGGUGUCGCAUCUAAUGGUGGUAAUAAUUCAGAUUCAUUGCAAGGAGCUCGAUUGAAUGCAAGUUUACAGCUUGAGAAGGAUGAAUCAGAUGUGGAAAAGGCAAUUUCUGAGAUUAUAGAAGUUCAGAUGAAAAAUAUCCAAGACAAGCUUGUUCAUUUUGAAGAUUUGGACCUGCUGAUGGAAAAAGAAAGGCAGCAGUUAGAGCAAACGAAGAAUAUGUUUUUCCUUGAUCAGCUUACUCUUUUAUUUCAAAAACCAUCUGCACCAAAGACUGGAGAAUAUCCACAAGGCAAUCAUGUAAAGACGACGACUUAAGGAAUGAAGAGUCUUAACAAGUUAUAGAUCUUAGGUUUAGCUAGUGUGUUAUCAUGGACUCAAGUUGCUUUGGCUGCAAAAGUCCCUACAGUAUUUGUUCAUUAUUCUGUAACAGUUAAGUUAGCUUGAUGUAAACUCUUCUUUUGAGAUUAACUAUUUUUAGAAGUAGUAACUUUAACACAUGUGUCAAGAUAUCUUUUAAUUUAUUUAUGAUUUCUAUUUAAUCUUGAA